Messenger RNA from Suricata suricatta (meerkat), 923 nucleotides. RefSeq names its product apolipoprotein M (gene APOM). The record is from RefSeq and is a predicted model, not a curated record. The coding region runs from base 452 to 802 and encodes 116 amino acids. Gene Ontology annotation, biological process: cholesterol efflux; high-density lipoprotein particle clearance; high-density lipoprotein particle remodeling. Gene Ontology annotation, molecular function: lipid carrier activity; phospholipid binding. Gene Ontology annotation, cellular component: high-density lipoprotein particle; low-density lipoprotein particle; very-low-density lipoprotein particle. Lineage: Eukaryota; Metazoa; Chordata; Mammalia; Carnivora; Herpestidae. The transcript has 7 exons.
GCGAGCUCCCUAGGCGUGCCGUUCCGUCGUUGGGGCUGACCUCGGUUCUGCUCGGUGGGCGAUUGGCGGGCUGUGAGCGCCAUGUUUCUCGCCGGCGGUGGACGGCCGAGGGGGCGCGCCCUGUUCUGGCUAAACUAGAAUUUACUGCCUUUCAGGACUUCCGUCAAAAACGGCGCCUCAACGUUUGGGAAAUAGGAGGAAAUGGACUCCUAAUGGACCGAAACACAAGAAUCAGACCCUGGGGGCUUUGCUGGCAAACAGCUGGGACUCAAGACAGUUUUGCUAAGUGAAUGAAUGAAUCAGUCUACCUCUCUUCAGUGCUGCACAACACAGCAGAAACCUAGCUCAGUUUCCAGAGCCACACCUGGGCCGGUGGUACUUUAUCGCAGGGGCAGCUCCCACCAAGGAGGAACUGGCGACUUUUGACCCUGUGGACAACAUUGUUUUCAACAUGGCUACAGGCUCUGCCCCCAACCAGCUCCAGCUUCGUGCUACCAUCCGCACGAAAAAUGGGCUGUGUGUGCCCCGGAAAUGGAUCUACCACCUGACCGAGGAGAGCACAGAUCUCAGAACUGAAGGGCGCCCAGACAUGAAGACCAAGCUCUUCUCCAGCUCAUGCCCAGGUGGAAUCAUGCUGAAAGAGUCAGGCCAAGGCUAUCAGCGCUUCCUCCUCUAUAAUCGCUCACCACACCCUCCUGAGAAGUGUGUGGAGGAAUUCCAGUCCCUGACCUCCUGUCUGGACUCCAAGGCCUUCUUACUGACUCCCAGGAAUCAAGAGGCCUGCGAGUUAUACAGUAACUGACCUGUGGCUUCAUCUGUGCCCCAGAUGGAUAUGAUAGGAGCUGCCAUUGUGUUGCAGGGAGGAGAAGCUGGAGACUCCCAACUCCGUUUCGAGAGUAAUAAAGAUGGUUUUUCAAUCCUCA